Rubroshorea leprosula is the source of this 953-nucleotide messenger RNA. The record is from the annotation of a GenBank genome assembly. NCBI's taxonomy places the organism in Eukaryota, Viridiplantae, Streptophyta, Magnoliopsida, Malvales, Dipterocarpaceae.
GUAUACUUGUUGGGAAAAAUGGUGUCUAGGUAAGGGAAGGAAAGUUUCAACUUUCAACAAAAGAUUUCAUGUCUGCCGCAAACUGAUGAAACCAAUUAAUGGAAAUUCGAAAGAAUCUUGGUGAGAAAGUGAUGCUUUUUCUCUUGCUUUGAAGCGCAUAAACAAAAGGGAAGACAGUGGAUUAUCAAGUAAGCAUGAGCACACAUCAUAAUGCCACCAUUCCCCCAACAUAAGACCUCUUUGGCCUCAUUUUCCUCUCGUGUGCUUGCUAUGUGAACAUCUCACCUCCUCUCAUUUUCUCUGAUAUGGCUGAAACUUCGCCAUCUCCCUCUAUUACCGCUAUCUCGAGCAACCCUUGUCAUGGCUCACAAGAACCAGGAAUGGACUUCAAUCUCAUGGUGAUUGGGGCAGCCAUGCUAUGUGCCUUGGUGUGUGCCCUAGGCCUCAAUUCCAUGUUGCAGUGUGUGUUUCAAUGCACUCAGCGUGCAUUAACUGAGCCCAGGGAAUGGAUGGCCUCACGUAGGCUCAACUCUGGCCUCAAAAAGACAGAAAUGUUGGCUUUACCCACUUCAACUUAUGCCAGCUCAGGCUCACCAUCUUCAUCCCCAGGUUGUGCCAUUUGCCUGGCAGAUUUCUUGGAUGGUGAAAAAAUCCGAAUUCUGCCCAAAUGCAACCAUCGGUUCCACGUUGCCUGCAUCGAUAAAUGGCUGCUCUCUCACUCUUCCUGCCCUACUUGCCGGUACAGGAUCAAGUCCAGUGAUUCUGUCCCAUCCUUGGACCAAAUCAUCACAGCCUUGUGAAGCUGUAUGCUGUACUACUUUAAGAACUCCCUUUUUUCCUCUUCUUUUUCUUCUUCUGCAUGCUUCUCCAUGAUAAAUAAGACUAUGUAAGUUCCUUCAAUUAUGUUCCUUCUAUGUUUUAGUAUAUGAAGAGAAUAGAUAAGUUUUGGAGCA